Messenger RNA from Alosa alosa (allis shad), 933 nucleotides. RefSeq names its product transmembrane protein 141 (gene tmem141). The transcript is spliced from 5 exons. The coding region runs from base 97 to 471 and encodes 124 amino acids. The record is from RefSeq and is a predicted model, not a curated record. Lineage: Eukaryota; Metazoa; Chordata; Actinopteri; Clupeiformes; Clupeidae.
GGAAGUUACAAGUUAGAUAACAACAAAACUCACACCUGGAACUGAACUAAGAUCUCUCUUUGAAGGUUAACAUUUAUCCCCGCAGUAACUGUUAUUAUGGUUAAUCUCGGACUUACGAAAGUAGAUGACGCAAUUGUAGCAAAGCAUCCGGGUUUGCAACAGUAUGCUGCCUGUCAGUCGCAUGCCUUCAUGAAAGGAGUUGGUAGUGUUAUUGUAGGCACGGGUGCAUUGUUUCUCAUUCAACGAGCUGUGCAAAAACGACUCCCGUACCCUCUGCAGUGGAACCUGUUAGUGUCAAUAGUGGCCUCUUCGGUUGGCAGCUAUGCAAUAACGCGCUGGGAGACACAAAAAUGCACAGACCUCUGGGUCUUCCUUGAGAAAGGGAGCUAUCCAGACAGAACUGUUCCAAAGGAAGAACCCCCUGCUCCUGCUGGCCCUAAAGUUACUAUGUAUGGGGACAAGAUGGAGUAACCACAGCAAUUUGGUAGACACCAGAAGGCUGUACUUUGAAGCAAGCUUACUGGCAUAUCCAGGUAACUACUGGACCUGGUAACUACUAGCUUAACCAAUGAUCUCCAAACAAAACAAAUUGCAGUUUUGAAACCACAGAUUCUCUGUCCAGUGGUCUUUUUAGAGAUCAGUGGUUACUCCUGAGGUCACCUAAAUUAGCCAGUACUUUGCAGCGUAGAACAGCUAUCUGACCUCACUAUCUUAGCCUGUAUCCAGUGUGAAAGAUUAAACAAGCAAAUAAACAAAGUUUUAAAAUGUGUAUUUAUUUGACCUGACCAGUGAAGACAACAAACACUCUUCUCACUCUACUGUUUUGUUAAUAAUGUACAGUUUAUUCAGGGGUUGCCAUGGGUAAGAAUAAGAUGUUUUUUAGCUGCUGCUGUGUACAGUUAUAGAUUUAAUAAAUGUGCCAUUUGUAACAUC